AUGCCUUACUUUUCUGAUCCUAAUAUCGAACAUGCCAUGCCACAGAGGUGGCAAUCAUUGUCGACGACAGCCAUAGCACAUGAAGCCCAGCCCAUAGAUCCAGACAUACUGCAAAUGGUCAACGAGCUCAACAAUGAUCCGAUAGGCAGCCAGCUUCAGCAGCUUGGCAGUCUACCUCAGGAGCUCGGUGUUAUUAGCGGGCCAGUUCGUUUUCAUUCGAUUAUGACACCUUCCACAUUUGAAGAUCAACUACAAAACGAUCAACUACAAAUGUCCUUAUCUCCCAGAAGCUUGAAAUCUCAACCCUCGACGUGGCCUUCCAGCACCAAUGAUUCUUGGUCAUCCGUCUCGCCUGAAGAUGACCGCGGUGAAACCCAGCUAUAUGCUGGGCCAGUACAUCCUUCUCCGUAUCUCAAAGAGCUUUAUCCCGAUGGAUUUAUCUUCUGGGACCCGGCGGACCCUGCGAAGUCUGACAAAAUCCACGAAAAAAUCCUCCUUACCCAGGCCGAACUUGAGCAACAGAGAGAAGACACCGCUGCACUUAAGAGAGCUGGUGGCUCAUGUAUGGUGUGCUAUCGGGCCAAGAAGAAGUGUGGAAUAACUACACCAUGUCCUCCAUGCUCUUCUAAGGGUAAUCGAAUCUGCUUUCGAAGUUGGGGAGAUUUGUGCCUGAUUGGCCCGCCUACGGGGAACUCUCUUACUAUCCUUAGUUUUCCAUCCCAAGAGGCGAAAGAUAAUUUACAACGUAUGAGUGAGGAGGUCUUCAAUCGCAUGAAUGCAUUCAAAGCGGUUGUCAAUAUCCGCGAAACAUAUGGCGGAAACUGCACUGCAUGGCAUUGGACAGUAACGGGGUCCAGUAUCACACUAUCGAGUAAAGCAGAGUGUCCUGUCGAUGAUUUUCUUACUGGGGUUACUAGUGCCCUCCCCCUCGUGGAUCUGGUCAAAUUUGGAGAUCUAUACAAACACAGCGAACUCGUCUGGACUGCACUCGGAAUGGCGAAGCUGUUUAUGGCCAUCCAAGGCCUGGCGGACGCUCGAAUUCGUACGUCCUGGUUUGAAACUACCCCGGGGCGCCUCGUCUUAUUUUAUAUUUUGAUUCUCUCUUUUCGAAAGCUCGCACAAAUGUCCCAGGACUUUUGCCCUGGUUUAUACAUUGCUCUGUGUGGAAAGGCCAAGCAGAACAACAAAAACCGGUCACGGAAAGAAAAUGAGGUCGAUCCCGCUUGGAUCGCGGCGGCAUUAUAUUACCGAGUUGUGUGCGGCUUGCAAGAUCUUCAAAAGAACGCAGCCGUUGCGAGAAUAUUUGGCCCCUUUAUCUGUUAUCUGACUGGCGUUCGCGAAAAACUCGAAGAUAUCCUGCGCCAUGUGUCUCCCAAACACGGGGCUACAGGCAAAUCAUCCUGUAGAGCGAUUCUUGGGGAUGUAGUUCCCAGCUUCCCGUCAUCUCCAGACGUGGAUAUGGCUUUCUGGCUCGCAGACUCCGAGGAAAUGUCGUCUUCUGUUUUUCGCCGGCAAGACAGUCCCUUUUCGCCGCCAGCCUGCAAAAUGCACGCGUUCUUGGCUGAUCAUUUCCCUCGGCCUGGACAUAUGGUGAAUCAUGUUGAGCCGCACGAUGGGGUCUUGCAAUCAUCGGCGACUUCUCACAAUACGAUGAUUACUGAAGAACAUAAUCCCGUUGAUGACUUGCCCUUUAUUGAUCAAAUUGAACCCUUUGACUCGAAUGGUCUGUUGAUGUUCAGCAACGAGUAUGACAAUCCAUUCGACCCGAUGGCUGCGACCUUGGUUGAUACGAUGCCACUCGAUACUCCAAUGCCACUCUAUGGCAAUUUCCGACAAUCCCUGUACAAUUGUUGA
Penicillium hordei is the source of this 1854-nucleotide messenger RNA. RefSeq lists its product as uncharacterized. Lineage: Eukaryota; Fungi; Ascomycota; Eurotiomycetes; Eurotiales; Aspergillaceae. Bases 1 to 1854 code for a protein of 617 amino acids. The transcript has a single exon. The record is from RefSeq and is a predicted model, not a curated record.